This is a messenger RNA of Triplophysa dalaica, 1304 nucleotides long. RefSeq names its product PDZ and LIM domain 3a (gene pdlim3a). The record is from RefSeq and is a predicted model, not a curated record. Gene Ontology annotation, biological process: muscle structure development; actin cytoskeleton organization; heart development. The transcript has 7 exons. Gene Ontology annotation, molecular function: actin binding; muscle alpha-actinin binding. Bases 137 to 1066 code for a protein of 309 amino acids. NCBI's taxonomy places the organism in Eukaryota, Metazoa, Chordata, Actinopteri, Cypriniformes, Nemacheilidae. Gene Ontology annotation, cellular component: Z disc; adherens junction; stress fiber.
AUAGAGAGGGAAGAGCAUGAGCAAAGAGAGAGAGAGCUCUUAAACUGUAGGAGUGGUUUCCCCUCUUCUCUUUAAAGAUCUAGAUCUGAAUAAACCUUCACUAGAGAGGCGUACUGUGAUACACACACCUGGGAAUAUGCCAUUCAGUGUUGUGCUUGAUGGACCCGCACCAUGGGGGUUUCGUCUUAUCGGAGGAAGGGACUUCAACCAACCCCUCAAUGUAGCCAAGAUAUCUCCAGGAAGUCAAGCCUCCACAGUGAACCUAUCUCCUGGUGACAUAAUCUUGGCAAUAAAUGGAGUUUCUGCAGAAAACAUGAUGCACUGUGAGGCUCAGAAUCUUAUCAAGGCCGCAACCUAUCAGCUCGCACUUACUGUUGAAAGACCAGAAACCAAACUGUGGUCCCCCAAAGUCACAGAAGAUGGACAAAUCAAUCCAUUUAAAAUCAACUUAGAGGCAGAUAGACAAGAGUCCAGACCAAUAGGAACGGGUCAUAAUCGUAGGGCGGCUCCCUUUGUCGCCGCAGCCAACAUUGACGACUCACGGCAGGUUGUGAGCCCAACGUACAACUCCCCUAUUUGCCUUUACUCUUCCGGCAAUAUCCAGGACACCUUACAAGGACAACUCAAGGGCCUCAUCCACAGCAAACCAGAGAGUCCCAGGACGCUUGGCUGUAUAGAGGAGUCUGAUGUAUAUCGGAUGCUGCAGAGAAAUCAAGAUGAGGAAGAGCCACAUGAACCCCGGCAGUCUGGUUCUUUUAAAGCCUUACAGAGCUAUAUCAACAGCGAAGGUACACGCCCAUUAGUGACGCGAAAAGUCCGCGCCCCCACAACCAAACCUGCUCCUGCAGGGAACUUACACAAGCUACCAAUGUGUGAUAAGUGUGGUAACGGAAUAGUUGGGAUGGUUGUCAAGGUUCAGGACAAGUAUCGCCACCCUGACUGUUUCGUGUGCAAAGAAUGCGAGGAAAACCUCAAGCAAAAAGGAUACUACUUCAUAGAUGAUGAGCUGUACUGUGAAACUCACGCCCAUGCCCGGGCAAAGCCUCCUGAGAGUCCUGACCUUUGACCUCUUAAGUGAGGGCUAUGGGUCAGCCACUUUUGAUUGCAUGAACGUCUUGUUUUAAAUACAAAAAGGUCUCACCACAAUUUAUAUCAAACAGAUACUAAAAUACACAGGUGUGUGGUUAGCGCAUUAGCUGAUUAUGGUUGUCAUGUGUGUUGGGAUGCAGUGUUUUGCACUUUGUAGUAGCAAGGGUGUGUUGACUGAACAAACUUUUUAUCAAUAAAGAUUUUAAUCUUGGUUA